AUUAACAAUGACAGCACACAGAACACAUCAGCUUUGAAAUUAAACAACAAAAUUGCGAAAACAGCAAACUUGCGAACAGGAAUACAAUAUUUUAGUUUAUUGUUAAUUAUUCAUAGCUUGUUUUCGUAUUUGAUCAAGAAUGGAAGAGGUUUUGAACGACAUCGUCUCGCAAGAGGAGCUAGCGAAAUUCGAGAAAAAGUAUAACCAAGAGCUGAAUAACAAGAGCCUUUCCCAUACCACACAAUUUGAGUACGCUUGGUGUUUGAUCAGGAGUAAUUACACAAACGACAUAAAAAGUGGUGUCCGACUUUUGGAGGACUUAUGCGUGAAGAAUUCCGAUGGCAAACGCGACUACAUCUACUAUCUGGCUAUAGCAUACACCAGACUGAAGGAAUAUUCGACCGCAAUGAAAUAUGUGCAGGCCUUCUUGGAGAUUGAACCCAGCAAUCAGCAGGUAAUCGGUCUGGAGGAGUACAUCAAAAAGAAGAUGGAUAUCGAAGGACUGAAAGGCGUCGCAAUGGCAAGUGGUGCUGCACUGAUUCUUGGAGGCAUUCUAGGAAUAGGUUUUGCGCUGGCAAAAAAAUGAAUGCACGCUAAAAGGUGACAAAUACGUUAUUCUUGGUGAUUUAAUUUUACUAAAAAUUGUUUUGUUCGUUUGCUGUGAUGAAACAGUUUGACUGUCGAGAUAUAUCAGAUGUGUGAAAAUCAUUUCAUAAAUUACAAAUAAAUAAAGCAAGAUGGUAUCAAUAUCUAUCCUUCCAAUACGAAGACACAAACAUUUUAUAAACGUAGUAUUUAUGUUCUUGUAUAACAAUUGGGUUUGUACACUGCUGAAAUGUAAAUAUUGGUGACACAAAAGCACUUCUAGAUGUAGUUUAUACAAAUAUAUUAAAUGUAUGCA
Molecule: messenger RNA, 901 nt
Organism: Toxorhynchites rutilus septentrionalis
Lineage: Eukaryota; Metazoa; Arthropoda; Insecta; Diptera; Culicidae
Gene: Fis1
Product: mitochondrial fission 1 protein
Exons: 3
Coding region: 140-586 (148 amino acids)
Biological process (GO): mitochondrial fragmentation involved in apoptotic process; autophagy of mitochondrion; peroxisome fission
Cellular component (GO): peroxisomal membrane; mitochondrial outer membrane
Molecular function (GO): protein binding
Source: RefSeq, a predicted model, not a curated record